Molecule: messenger RNA, 786 nt
Organism: Helianthus annuus (common sunflower)
Lineage: Eukaryota; Viridiplantae; Streptophyta; Magnoliopsida; Asterales; Asteraceae
Product: profilin-1
Exons: 3
Coding region: 42-443 (133 amino acids)
Cellular component (GO): cell cortex
Molecular function (GO): actin monomer binding
Source: RefSeq, a predicted model, not a curated record
GCAUUUUCUAACACAAUAAUCACACACAAAACUCUCUCAAAAUGUCGUGGCAAACUUACGUUGAUGAACAUUUGAUGUGUGACAUUGAAGGUACCGGUCAGCACCUCGCCUCAGCCGCUAUCUUCGGCACUGACGGUACUGUCUGGGCUAAGAGCUCGUCCUUCCCUCAGUUUAAACCUGAUGAAAUUAAUUCUAUCAUCAAAGAAUUCGAUGCACCCGGUACCCUUGCCCCUACGGGUUUAUUUCUUGCUGGUGCAAAGUACAUGGUGAUCCAAGGCGAGCCUGGAGCUGUUAUCCGUGGAAAGAAGGGAGCUGGAGGGAUCUGCAUCAAGAAAACCGGUCAAGCCAUGGUGUUUGGCUUAUACGAAGAGCCCGUGGCUCCUGGUCAAUGCAACAUGGUUGUGGAAAGGUUGGGUGAUUAUCUCGUGGACCAGGGCAUGUGAUUCCGCUCCUUAUCACCAUUCGCAGUACUUAUGUGUCUAUAGUCUCGAAUACGAGGAUAAAAACGGUUUUAUUUACUGUUUUUUGGAGUUAUGAUCUCCGCGUCCUUGUUAUAUGCCAGGUUAUGUGUAUCGUUUUUAACGAAUCCUUAUGUUAAAUAACGUGUUACUCAAAUAUGUUCAAAAGUUGGGUGUUGUCUUGUUAAUGUGACAAUUAUUGUCACAAGAUGGCAUAUUAUGUGAAUAAGAGAAAUCUCAUUGUAUUUUAUUUUCUAUGUUUAUGAUACAAAUGUGAUUCAUAUCUUUGUUUUGUAUCUGUUUGUUUGGUUGAUGGAAACAUCAGUUA